Messenger RNA from Ilex paraguariensis (yerba mate), 2091 nucleotides. The record is from the annotation of a GenBank genome assembly. NCBI's taxonomy places the organism in Eukaryota, Viridiplantae, Streptophyta, Magnoliopsida, Aquifoliales, Aquifoliaceae.
UCUCCAAUUUCUCUCUCUCUCUCUCUCAAAUGCAGCUCCUGCAGUCUCCAUCUUCUCCUUCUCUCACAAGUCAACUCAGAGGAGGACUACUUGCUCUACAAAAACCGUUGCAUCUCCUUACUACUCAUAGUUCUGUGAACUCUCAAAUACACUUAAGGCCUAUACGGAUAUCAUAUAACCGGUCAAAUUCGAGCUUUAUUUCAGCUACAGCUGCUUCUGUUGAAGCUGGUGCUUCUGCUAUAUCAACUGGAACACCUGAGAAUGAUGUAUUAAAAGCCUUGUCUCAGAUCAUUGAUCCAGACUUUGGGACAGACAUUGUCUCAUGUGGAUUUGUGAAGGAUCUGCAUGUAGAUGAAGCUUUGGGAGAGGUUUCAUUUCGGUUAGAGCUCACUACACCAGCAUGUCCAAUCAAGGACAUGUUUGAGGAAAAAUCUAAGGAGGUGGUGGCGGCCCUUCCCUGGGUUAAAAAAGUGAAUGUGACGAUGUCGGCCCAACCAGCAAGACCUGUUUUUGCAGGGCAACUUCCAGUGGGGCUACAGACGAUAUCAAAUAUAGUGGCAGUUUCUAGUUGCAAGGGAGGCGUGGGAAAAUCAACUGUUGCUGUAAACUUGGCAUAUACUUUGGCUGGUAUGGGUGCUAGAGUUGGCAUCUUUGAUGCUGACGUUUAUGGUCCUAGUUUACCCACAAUGGUCUCCCCGGAAAACCGGAUGCUUGAGAUGAACCCGGAGAAGAGAACCAUUAUUCCAACUGAAUACUUUGGAGUUAAGUUGGUAUCUUUUGGAUUUGCCGGACAAGGGCGUGCAGUAAUGCGAGGUCCAAUGGUUUCAGGGGUCAUCAACCAACUACUGACUACAACUGAGUGGGGAGAACUGGACUACCUUGUUAUUGACAUGCCCCCUGGAACUGGUGAUAUUCAACUUACCUUAUGCCAGGUUGUCCCAUUGACUGCUGCUGUUAUUGUUACAACACCUCAGAAGCUCGCAUUCAUAGAUGUUGCAAAAGGUGUUCGCAUGUUUUCGAAGCUUAAGGUUCCAUGUGUUGCUGUAGUUGAAAAUAUGUCCCACUUUGAUGCUGAUGGAAAACGUUAUUACCCGUUUGGUAGAGGUUCUGGCUCUCAGGUUGUACAGCAAUUUGGUAUCCCACAUCUGUUUGAUCUUCCAAUAAGGCCAACUUUAUCUGCCUCUGGAGAUAGUGGAAUGCCUGAAGUGGUGGCUGAUCCUCAAGGUGAAGUUGCCAAAACAUUCCAAGACUUGGGAGUUUGUGUAGUGCAACAGUGUGCAAAGAUUCGCCAACAAGUUUCAACAGCUGUCACCUAUGAUAAAUCUAUCAAGGCAAUCAAAGUGAAAGUACCUGAUUCAGAUGAAGAGGUCUUUUUGCAUCCUGCAACAGUGAGGCGAAAUGAUCACUCUGCCCAAAGUGUGGAUGAAUGGACUGGUGAGCAGAAACUAAAGUAUAAUGAUGUUCCAGAAGACAUUGAACCUGAAGAAAUUCGGCCUAUGGGAAACUAUGCCGUAUCAAUAACAUGGCCUGAUGGAUUUAGUCAGAUUGCUCCCUAUGAUCAGCUUCAAACUAUGGAGCGGUUAGUCGAUGUUCCUCAACCUAGUCUUGCAAAGGCAUAAGUUGAAGUGCCAAUUAGAUGAAGACCAGAGUAUGAGAUUCUUCGAUACCUAUGGGAAAUUGAAAGAAGUUAUAGCUGGACCUGCAAGAAGGUCAUGGAGUGCUUUUUCCUUUUCUUCGCCUACUGAUACGUGUAUAACAUGCCUUGGUAACAUUUUGAUAGAUAGUAUUCUUAAUUGUUUUUUUUUCUUUUAGUUUAUCUGAUGCUUGAAUUCCGGGUACAAGAUUGGAAAACAUGUCAAAUAUGCUUAAGAAAUGUUUUCUGAGAACCUGUUUAAAGGUCGUGCCUUGUGUAUAAGUCCCUCGUUUACAGUGGGAUCUGCGAGAGGUAGCUUGCUGUUGGGCAGCUUACACCUAUUUUGUAGAGCUCGUUCUCGCACUCAAACCUGUGCGUUAAGCAAUCUGCAUCUUUAAGAUAGCUUACCCCUUUGAAUGUCAAACAAUGAAUGCGUGGGUACAUAGCAGCGGAAGUUA